ACCUAUUUACAUAUGUAGAGAUAUGUUUUUGUCUUUUUCCAGUCUGACUGUUUAUAGUGGCAUACGUGUUGUUUUCGUUGUGUCAUAGCCGUGCGUUUUUGCGACCCUUUGCAGAUGGAGACCAAACGCCGACAUAACCGUAUCUAUCAUCAAUCACCAGCGUCGCUGUACAAGGGUAGCAUCAUGAAGAUACACCCUACAUAUGCAUGGUUUGAAGAUUCAUCGCGAUAAUCUCUGUCCUGGUGUGGCUUGCUGCUGAGCGUUCGAAUGCCCAAAAGCAAAUUGGCAACUUAUGCGCUUCCUGAGCAGCACAAUGAGACAACUCUGUUUUUGUUACGAAACUACAUCACAAAGCCGAUUGCUGAGAUGAGAACAGUUGCUCGAUCCCGUUGUUCCACUUCUCAUAUUUCUCCUUCCGGGCUCCGGUCGUCUCCUCCGCUUUCUCUGAUGACUUGUCUUCCCUCUUCUUCGUCUCCGUCUUCGUUUCCUUCUUCGCUGCUGUCUCCACUAGCCGCACCGCCUCAUGAUUUGUCUUACCCGGCUCCUCAGCUUUCUUCGUUUUCUGCUCCUACUCUCUCUCUGCAUGUGUCGCCGAUAAACCGCACUGUACCUGAUCCUGGUGAAUUUACCUCGGCUUCUUUAAGUGACACACGCUUUGGCCCUGACUCACUUCCCCCAUGUAUCGAGCAAGCGAAAAGUGAUACUCGUUUCGUCACACAACCGGGCAAGAAUAUUCAGGUGGUCUGCCGUCUGCGCCCGAUUCAAAAAGAGUCAGGGAACCGGUCACUCCUUCAGAAUUCUGAGCAACACCUCGUAGCGUCUCCCCCCUGCAGAGCAAACACCGCUUUCUUCUUACAAGGCAACAGUAUCCAUGUUCGUCAUCCACCGUCCCUCUUGUCGUCCGGAGGCACGAGCGGUGGAAUAGGCGGUAGAGCAUUACAGGAGUACACGUUCGAUUACGUGUUUGGUGAGAACAGUUCCCAGCAGGCGAUUUUCGAGAGAAUAGGUACGCCUCUGGUGCUGUCAGUUUGCUCUGGAUUCAAUGCAACUCUUCUAGCUUAUGGACAAAGUUCGAGUGGAAAAACAUACACAAUUAUAGGCGAUCGGGAAAACGAUGACGUCUUGCACUACGGGAACAAACACGGUGACGAAGAAAUCAAGGAGGGACGAGAGGAACAGAGCGGAACUGCCGGCGUCGAGGCGGGAGGAAAAUUUUCUCAUCACCCGUGGACGACAUCUAUUGAAAGGGAAGGAGCAGGUGAUAAAGCACCUGGCUGCAGCGCACGACAGGAAAAGGUGGACGAGGAAAGAGGGGACAGAAAAUUAAGAGAAUGUGAUGGUUUGUUACCUAGGAUGAUCAAUGGAAUAUUUACUUGGAUAAAAGCAAAUGAAAAUGCAGCAGUUAAGCGGUGUGUCCGCACAGCCGCCGUUGAAAUCUAUAAUGAGAAUAUACGGGACCUUAUAAGUGGCAAAUGUGGACUUAAGGUACAGAGGCAGAAACAGAACAAAGGCUCACAAGGAGGUGUCGCCAUUGUUGGACUGCAAGAUAAAUUAGUUAGAGAGCCUCAUGAAGCGUUCAGUGUUCUCGAGAAGGCAAUCAAGGCAAGACGGGCCGCAGCCACACGCAUGAACGCGGACUCGAGCAGAUCGCACUUCAUCUUCCGUAUUACCAUCCAAGAAAUCGUGCUGAACACAGGAGAUUCGAAAGUCGGCCGACUCACUGUCGUGGACCUAGCCGGCAGCGAGCGAGUCGCCAAAACCGGUAGUAUGGGUGUAAUGCUCCAUGAAGGGUCGAUGAUAAACAAAAGUCUAAUGUGUUUGGGCAAAGUUAUCAACGCUCUUGCUGCUCUUGCGGAGAAGAGCAGUGACUCUGGGACUUCCACGAACGCAGCUCUCCCUUCAACCUCGUCGCCCCUUCCCUCUUCAUCGUUUGCGCUUCCGCCUUCGUCGCCAGUGCAGCAGGCGCCCGUGGCUGUGUCUUCCUUGAUUGCUUCCUCGUUUGUGCCUUACAGGGAUUCAAAGUUGACGCGGGUGCUGCAGGAUGCUUUAGGCGGGAACUCAAAUACUUGUCUGAUCCUCAGCUGCUCUCAAGAUGCCGUACAUUUGAGUGAAAGCAUCUCGACACUCAGGUUUGGGCAGCGAGCUAUGCGUGUGAAGAACUCCCCAAAAAUGAACGUUAAAAGGGCUCAUGAGGAGGCGGAGUUUCGUUACAAAAAGAGCCACCAACAUCUAGAGGCGGAGUACCAAGCAUUUGUCUCCAGUGUAAUGGGCUGGGCUGAAUCUGCCGUUCUUAAAUUUGCUAAAACUCAGACGGCGAAGAAGGCGAAGAAGACAAAGAAACUUCUGAUGAGGAAAAUGAAAAGGGAAUGCCUCCCAACGCAUCAGUGGAAGAUGGCACUUCUACUUUUUUCUCUGGGAUAA
Messenger RNA from Toxoplasma gondii ME49, 2421 nucleotides. Its product is annotated as kinesin, putative. Gene Ontology annotation, cellular component: kinesin complex; microtubule. The transcript is spliced from 3 exons. NCBI's taxonomy places the organism in Eukaryota, Apicomplexa, Conoidasida, Eucoccidiorida, Sarcocystidae. Gene Ontology annotation, biological process: microtubule-based movement. The record is from RefSeq and is a predicted model, not a curated record. The coding region runs from base 268 to 2421 and encodes 717 amino acids. Gene Ontology annotation, molecular function: ATP binding; microtubule motor activity; ATP hydrolysis activity.